UUGUCUUCCUCCUGUUUUAGCUACUUGCUGCAGAGCAGACAACAGUUAGUGCUUAAACUUAAUCUAAAGUAAAACAGGAGGUCAGAUAGCACUAAGAGCGGCUAAAUGACUUCCUCUUAAGAUUCUACCAAUAGUUGACAGUCAGGACACUCCUCAACUUUCAGCUACCAGGAAGAACUUAACCAGCUGGCAGAAUGAGAGGUCUCUGCUAUGUCCAAAAUCUGAAGAGACCAUGGGAUCCAACAAAAGCAAACAGACUUCUGAGAGCAGCUAACCUUCACAGAUCUGCAUUUCAAAUGCAACACAAAAAGGCAAUGGAGGACAACAAACCAUGGGCUCUGUUCUCAGAGGUGGGCGAAAAUGGUUACCUGGAAGAAAUGACUGACAAAAUGAAACAACACUUCAACAUCAUCUGCCACAAAGACUUCCUCCAGAACUCUCAGCUGUAUGGGCCUAAAAUCCAGGCCAUGUUCUUGUGGUUCACCCUCCCCACAGCUGAGCCUUCUCUUCUCAGCUUGCUCCCCUCUCUGAAGGUGGUCGCCAAUGGAGGAGUGGGCAUCGACCACCUGGAUGUGCCAUAUAUAAACAGCCUGGGAGUGAAGGUGACCAACACACCUGGUGUGGUGAGCGAUGCAACUGCAGAUAUUGCAAUGGCUCUGCUUCUGGGAUCAGCACGAAAAAUUGUUCAGGGUCAUCAAAUAGCCACAGAUCCACAGACCACUCACAUACCACAAGACCUGAUGGGAAUUGAAGUCACAGGGUCAACUGUGGGGAUUAUUGGAAUGGGAGACAUCGGCUAUAAAAUUGCUCGGAGAGCCAGGGGGUUUGACAUGAAGAUCCUGUAUCACAACAGGAACAGGAGGAGCAUUGAAGACGAGCAGGCAGUCGAGGCAACUUACUGUGUGAACAUAGACGACCUGCUGCGAAAGUCAGACUUUGUAAUGCUGGCAGUCAACCUGACCCCAGAAACCACAAACCUGAUCAGCCAUAGAGAACUGUCCCUCAUGAAACCUACAGCAACACUAGUGAACAUCAGCAGAGGUCUGGUGGUGGACCAGGAUGCUUUAGUUGGAGCUCUACAGUCUGGAACAAUUAAAGCGGCAGCAUUAGACGUGACCCACCCUGAACCUUUACCCAGGGAUCAUCCUCUCCUCCAUCUUCCUAAUGUGCUGAUCACUCCCCAUGUUGGCACCAACACGUACAAAACAACAAAAAAGAUGGUUCAGAGGAUGGUGGAAAACGCAGUGGCUGUAGUGAACGGCCAGUCUAUCCCCAAUGAAAUCAAACCAAAAUAACAGUGAAAUCCCCCUGUAGUUGUAAGUUUUAACCUGUUAGUUUUUAAAACAAGUUAUCAUCUCUGUUUGUUUGUUUUUGCAGUGUAGUCUUAGGAUCUGCCAUAAUCUCUGUGAUUAUUCAGCUGAUCGUUGUAUUAUGAAAUCACUGGCCUGUGAACAAAUUUGGAUAUAAAACAAGCUGACAUAAAUUUUUAAUGUGAAGAACACAUCUUUGUUUUUAUUUAUUAGCUGUUACAUUAGAAUCUACUUUAAAGUGUAAUGUUUUGUUAUGUUAUUAGAAAAUAAAGUUACCUCUGGUUUUACACCUCUA
Cheilinus undulatus (humphead wrasse) is the source of this 1605-nucleotide messenger RNA. RefSeq lists its product as uncharacterized. The transcript has 7 exons. Lineage: Eukaryota; Metazoa; Chordata; Actinopteri; Labriformes; Labridae. Bases 195 to 1295 code for a protein of 366 amino acids. The record is from RefSeq and is a predicted model, not a curated record. Gene Ontology annotation, molecular function: NAD binding; hydroxypyruvate reductase [NAD(P)H] activity; glyoxylate reductase (NADPH) activity. Gene Ontology annotation, cellular component: cytosol.